This is a messenger RNA of Trichoderma virens Gv29-8, 801 nucleotides long. RefSeq lists its product as uncharacterized. The transcript has 2 exons. The record is from RefSeq and is a predicted model, not a curated record. The coding region runs from base 1 to 801 and encodes 266 amino acids. NCBI's taxonomy places the organism in Eukaryota, Fungi, Ascomycota, Sordariomycetes, Hypocreales, Hypocreaceae.
AUGGAUCCCCCACCCCCAAGUGGUGUUGACGUCUCGCGGCCCUCUGUCGCCCGAAUGUAUGAUUGCUAUCUUGGUGGGAAAAAUAACUACCCUUCAGACAGGGCCGCCGUUGCAGCAGUCAAAGAGGCGCUCCCCAACAUAAUCGAAAUCGUUGCCGAGGGACGUCAUUUUCUGAGACGUGUAAUUCGUUACAUGUGCUACCAAGGUAUCGAUCAAUUCAUCGAUAUUGGUUCGGGAUUGCCAAGUGCCGAUAAUACGCAUCAAGUAGCCCAGAGGGUAAACCCUAAAGCUCGCGUCGUUUAUGUCGACAUCGACGAGGCGGCUGUAGUUCAAGGCCGACAGAUCCUCAGUGGAAACCCUUCAACGGCUUUUAUACAAGGAUCGGUUCUAGAUUUGGAGCCCAUCUUGAACCAUCCUGAAACGCGCAAUCUCAUUGACUUCUCGAAGCCGGUGGGUGUGGUAAUGAUGGGGCUAUUGCAUUUCUUUGAUAUAGAUGUCGACCGCGGUAUUCUCAAUCUCUUACGGCAAAAACUUGCUUCGGGGAGCAUGAUCAGCUUUACACAUGGAGUCUUGGACUAUCAGAGUGAGGAGGCAGUUAAAGAUUUGCUGGCUGCUUAUGCAAGGACGCCCACACCAUUGAUAAUGCGCACAAUGACCGACAUUGCAACAGUAAUGAAAGGAUUUCCAGCAGUAGAACCCGGUCUUGUCUUAUUGCAUAAUUGGAAGAUGGAUAUGGCUGAGGAUGGAGAACCAGAGCCUCCACAGUCACUCAUCUGGGCUGGAACUGUAUUAGUCGUUUAG